CACACAGCCUCGGCGUCUCAAAUGGGAGCACCUCACGCGUCUGGACGACUUGUACCUUUUCCUCAGUAACUUUGAUGGGGACUUCGACACCACGCAGGGAAAAUGCCUGUCAUGAAAGGAUUAUUGGCGCCACAGAACACGUUUCUGGACACUAUAGCCACGAGAUUUGAUGGCACUCACAGCAACUUCAUCCUGGCCAACGCUCAAGUGUCGAAGGGCUUCCCCAUUGUCUACUGCUCCGAUGGCUUCUGCGAGCUCACGGGCUUCUCCCGGGCCGAGGUCAUGCAGAAGAGCUGCGCCUGCAAGUUCCUCUACGGGCCCGAGACCAGCGAGGGCAUCAUCCUCAGCAUCGACGACGCCUUGGAGGAGCGCAAGGAGUUCAAAGAUGAGAUCAUGUUCUACACAAAGACAGCUGUUCUUUUCUGGUGCCUCCUGGACAUUGUGCCAAUUAAGAACGAGAAGGGCGACGUGGUGCUCUUCCUGGCUUCGUUUAAGGACAUCACUGACACUAAAGCCAAAGCCAUCCAAGAGGAUAAAAGGGAAGAGCGGCGGCGCAGCAGGGUGAAAACCGGCUCUCCAUUCAGCUCGGCGCGUCUGCGGAGCAGCACCGUUCUCUACCACAUAUCUGGUCACCUCCACAGCCGGGAGAAGAGCAAGAUUAAACUCAACAAGAACGUGUUUGGGGAUCCGCCUGCUCUCCCAGAGUACAAGGUAGCAGACGCAAAGAAAUCCAAAUUCAUCCUGCUGCACUACAGCACGUUCAAGGCGGGCUGGGACUGGCUCAUCCUGCUCGCCACCUUCUACGUCGCCGUGACCGUGCCCUACAACGUGUGCUUCAUCGGGGACGACGACGACCUGACGCGCAGCACCACCGUCAGCGACAUUGCUGUGGAGAUACUAUUCAUCAUCGACAUCGUUUUUAAUUUCCGCACCACCUACGUCAGCAAGUCGGGCCAGGUGAUCUUCGACGCUCGGCAGAUAUGCAUCCACUACCUGACCACGUGGUUCAUCAUCGACUUGGUGGCUGCUUUGCCCUUUGACCUGCUCUAUGCCUUCAAAGUCAGUGUGGUGUCCGUGGUGCACCUGCUGAAAACUGUGCGCCUGCUUCGUUUGCUGCGCCUGCUCCAGAAGAUGGACCGGUACUCCCAGCACAGCACAGUGGUGCUCACCCUGCUCAUGUCCAUGUUCGCCCUCCUGGCCCACUGGAUGGCCUGCAUCUGGUACAUCAUCGGCAAAAUGGAGAUGGAGGCCAACGCCUACAACUGGGAUAUCGGAUGGCUCCACGAGUUGGGGAAGCGUCUGGAGUCGCCGUACUUCGCCAUCGGGGGUGUUAAUGGGACCGGCAACGGUCCCUCCAUCCGCAGCGUCUACAUCGCCUCGCUCUACUUCACCCUCAGCAGUCUGACCAGCGUGGGCUUCGGCAACGUGUCGGCCAACACAGACGCCGAGAAGAUCUUCUCUGUUUGCGUCAUGCUCAUAGGAGCGCUGAUGCACGCGCUGGUCUUCGGUAACGUGACGGCCAUCAUCCAGAGGAUGUACUCACGCUGGUCCCAGUACCACACCCGAACCAAAGACCUCAAGGACUUCAUCCGUGUCCAUCACCUGCCGCAGAGCCUCAAGCAGCGGAUGCUGGAGUACUUCCAGACGACGUGGUCGGUCAACAACGGCAUCGACUGCAACGAGCUGCUGAAGGACUUCCCAGACGAGCUGCGAUCCGAUAUCACCAUGCACCUUAACAAGGAGAUCCUGGAGCUGUCGCUGUUCGCCUCCGCCAGCCGCGGCUGCCUGCGCUCCCUGUCGCUGCACAUCAAGACCUCCUUCUGCGCUCCCGGGGAGUACCUCCUCCGGCAGGGCGACGCCCUCCAGGCCAUCUUCUUCGUCUGCUCGGGGUCCAUGGAAGUGCUGAAAGACGGCAUGGUGCUGGCCAUCCUCGGUAAAGGGGACCUGAUCGGAGCGAACCUGUCCUUGGAUGACCGGGUGAUAAAAACCAACGCGGACGUGAAGGCCCUGACCUACUGCGACCUGCAGUGUAUCAAUCUGAGAGGACUCUACGAGGUGCUGGACCUCUACCCAGAAUACUCCCACCACUUUGUCCAGGAUAUCCAGCAGGACCUCACGUACAACCUGAGGGAAGGACAUGAGACGCAUGUUAAAGCCAGACUGUCCACAGCAGCUUUAGAGACUCAGUCCAGGGUGAAAAGAAAUGGACGGCUGAUUCAGGGCUGUCCGCCGAUCACAGAGUCACGGGAGGAGCACGGAGACGAUGCAGAGGAAGAGGAGGAGGAAGAGGAGGAGGAGGAGGAACAUCGGGCCAGAUCCGUGUCUCUGUCGUCGGACAAGAACCGGGCGGCGAACCUCAGGGAUGCCGGUGGGAAGUCUCCGCUGUUUCGACCGGGCCAGAAGAUGGCGGGGCAGAGCUCCAACCGGUCUCGGAGGAAGAGCCAGGAAAUGAGCCUCACCACGUUAGAUCCUUCCAACCUCAGCCCCAGGAUCGUGGACGGUACUGAAGACAGCGAGGGGACUGAAGGCUCGCUGGCUUUCUCCUUCUCUCCCAGCCGAGGCCGUCCUGUCAGUGAACCAACCAGUGCCUCAGCAGCUGCUACAGAUUUGCUGCAUAUCAGCACCGCAGAACUAGCAGCUAAAGCAGAGGAGACCAGAGGACAACUGCGGCACCUCGACCAACAGGUCAGCACCCUCCGGAGGGAAGUGUCCGACCUCGGGCAGGUCAUGAGGCGAAUGGCCCAGCUCAUGGAGACGCUCAUGCCACCAGUGCCACAACCCACCGUGGUCUGCCCGACCCUCUACUCCCCGGCGCGCCACGCCCACCUGCACCACCCGUCCUCCCCUCAGGCUCGCCCCGCCUCCGCCUGGACAGACGCUGCCACGUCCUGCCCGUUCACCGUCCCCCAGCAGCGCGGCACCGUGUGCCGCCCGGACUCCGCCGCACUGAGGCCCCGGAGCCUCCAGCUGAGGCCGCCUGCCGUCCCCGCCUCCACUCCUUCUCUGACUCCCAGCUCGUCGGCCGUUCAGCUGCAGCUGUCCUCCAUGCUGCCACAGCCCCGCAUGCCGUCGUCGUCCUUCAGCUCCCCCGAUUUCUCCCACUACAGAGACGGGGCCUCCAGCCCCUUCCAGCCAAGGAUACACAGUCCUGCUCAGGACACGGCGGACAGUUCGGGGUGUUCCUCCUCUCAUACUGGACUUGGAGGGAUCUUCUACAGCCCGACCAAGAGUUUGUAGCACCUUCCUGACGUCUGGAGGACUUUUUUUUUUUUUUUUUUUCCUAUGUGGCUGAAUAAAACAUGAGACAAAUUCACUACAGUCCCUUAUAUCGCUGGAAGAUGUUUACAGGGAUGCGAUGCAGAUUUGUUUUUAAGGCACGUGAUUAGAAAAAAAAUCCAGUUGCAUGAAAACGAGAACAGAAAGUUGUAGGUGUGUUAGCUCUACAGUGUAGAAACUUAGUGUUAGACAAUAUGUAGAGGUUUGGGCCAGCUUUACGG
Molecule: messenger RNA, 3497 nt
Organism: Salarias fasciatus (jewelled blenny)
Lineage: Eukaryota; Metazoa; Chordata; Actinopteri; Blenniiformes; Blenniidae
Gene: kcnh8
Product: potassium voltage-gated channel, subfamily H (eag-related), member 8
Exons: 16
Coding region: 103-3237 (1044 amino acids)
Biological process (GO): regulation of membrane potential; potassium ion transmembrane transport
Cellular component (GO): plasma membrane
Molecular function (GO): voltage-gated potassium channel activity
Source: RefSeq, a predicted model, not a curated record